GGCGGGCCCUCGGCGCUCCAAGAGCUGCCCAGCAACUUUUCCCUGCUCUCACCAGGCGAGGGAGAGAAGCCCUCUGGACAGCUUCUAGAGUGUGCAGGUUCUCGUAUCCCUCGGUCAAGGGUAUCCUCUGUAAACCUCUGCAAACCCAGCGCAACUACGGUCCCCCGGACAGACCCAGGAUGGGACCAGGACGGACAGGGUCCUCGCCGCUGCCGCUGCUGCUGGUGGUAGCGCUCAGUCAAGUAACCCAUCAGAACUCGGCUAUAGCUCCUACAGACUGCAAGUUGAGAAGACAGGCCCAUAUCAUCUUCACUUGUAUCAAGGGUUCUUGGCACUAUUUUAUUCAAUGAGUGAAGAAUCUAUGAACCAUGUAUGACAGCUACCGUAAUGGGAUUAAAGACACUUUCUGAAUGAAGGCCAAGCUGAGAAAUUUCUACUUCUUUCCAAUUAGUAUAUGCAAAAAUAAUUCUAUUUGCUGAUUACAGUCCAUUUUCACUUGAGGAAUGGCAAUCUUCUAGUUAAGAUUUCCACACUUCCAUGGGUCAGAACCCUUUAAGGGAGAGGGAAGACAUUCUGUUUGCCAGAGCACUUGACUGCAUUUUAAAUUGUUGUUUGGCAUACAAUGUUGGUCUCCCAGAAGCGAAAAUAUUUUCCGGUCCUUCAAGUGAACAGUUUGGCUAUGCAGUGCAGCAGUUCAUAAAUCCAAAAGGCAACUGGUUACUGGUUGGUUCACCCUGGAGUGGCUUUCCUGAGAACCGAAUGGGAGAUGUGUAUAAGUGUCCUGUUGACCUAUCCACUGCCACAUGUGAAAAACUAAAUUUGCAAACUUCAACAAGCAUUCCAAAUGUUACUGAGAUGAAAACCAACAUGAGCCUCGGCUUGACCCUCACAAGGAACAUGGGAACUGGAGGGUUUCUCACAUGUGGUCCUCUGUGGGCACAGCAGUGUGGGAAUCAGUAUUACACAACGGGUGUGUGUUCUGACAUCAGUCCUGAUUUUCAGCUCUCAGCCAGCUUCUCACCUGCAGCUCAGCCGUGCCCUUCCCUCAUAGAUGUUGUGGUUGUAUGUGAUGAAUCAAAUAGUAUUUAUCCUUGGGAUGCAGUGAAGAAUUUUUUGGAAAAAUUUGUACAAGGCCUGGAUAUAGGCCCCACAAAGACACAGGUGGGGUUAAUUCAGUAUGCCAAUAAUCCAAGAGUUGUGUUUAACUUGAACACAUAUAAAACCAAAGAAGAAAUGAUUGUAGCAACAUCCCAGACAUCUCAAUAUGGUGGGGACCUCACAAACACAUUUGGAGCAAUUCAAUAUGCAAGAAAAUAUGCUUAUUCAGCAGCUUCUGGUGGACGACGAAGUGCUACCAAAGUAAUGGUAGUUGUAACUGAUGGUGAAUCACAUGAUGGUUCAAUGUUGAAAGCUGUGAUUGAUCAAUGCAACCAUGACAAUAUACUGAGGUUUGGUAUAGCAGUUCUUGGGUACUUAAACAGAAAUGCCCUUGAUACUAAAAAUUUAAUAAAAGAAAUAAAAGCAAUCGCUAGUAUUCCAACAGAAAGAUACUUUUUCAAUGUGUCUGAUGAAGCAGCUCUACUAGAAAAGGCUGGGACAUUAGGAGAACAAAUUUUCAGCAUUGAAGGUACUGUUCAAGGAGGAGACAACUUUCAGAUGGAAAUGUCACAAGUGGGAUUCAGUGCAGAUUACUCUCCUCAAAAUGAUAAUCUGAUGCUGGGUGCAGUGGGAGCUUUUGGCUGGAGUGGGACCAUUGUCCAGAAGACAUCUCAUGGCCAUUUGAUCUUUCCUAAACAGGCCUUUGACCAAAUUCUGCAGGACAGAAAUCACAGUUCAUAUUUAGGUUACUCUGUGGCUGCAAUUUCUACUGGAGAAAGCACCCACUUUGUUGCUGGUGCUCCUCGGGCAAAUUAUACUGGCCAGAUAGUGCUGUACAGUGUGAAUGAGAAUGGCAAUGUCACAGUUAUUCAGGCUCACCGAGGUGACCAGAUUGGCUCCUAUUUUGGUAGUGUGCUGUGUUCAGUUGAUGUGGAUAAAGACACUAUUACAGAUGUGCUCUUGGUAGGUGCACCAAUGUACAUGAAUGACCUAAAGAAAGAGGAAGGAAGAGUCUACCUGUUUACUAUCAAAAAGGGCAUUUUGAGUCAGCACCAAUUUCUUGAAGGCCCCGAGGGCAUUGAAAAUGCUCGAUUUGGUUCAGCAAUUGCAGCUCUUUCAGACAUCAACAUGGAUGGCUUUAACGAUGUGAUUGUUGGUUCGCCACUAGAAAAUCAGAAUUCUGGAGCUGUAUACAUUUAUAAUGGUCAUCAGGGCACUGUCCGCACGAAGUAUUCCCAGAAAAUCUUGGGAUCCGAUGGAGCCUUUAGGAGCCAUCUCCAGUACUUUGGGAGGUCCUUGGAUGGCUAUGGAGAUUUAAAUGGGGAUUCCAUCACUGAUGUGUCCAUUGGUGCCUUUGGACAAGUGGUUCAACUCUGGUCACAAAGUAUUGCUGAUAUAGCUAUAGAAGCUUCAUUCACACCAGAAAAAAUCACUUUGGUCAAUAAGAAUGCUCAGAUAAUUCUCAAACUCUGCUUCAGUGCAAAGUUCAGACCUACUAAGCAAAACAAUCAAGUGGCCAUUGUAUAUAACAUCACACUUGAUGCAGAUGGAUUUUCAUCCAGAGUAACCUCCAGGGGGUUAUUUAAAGAAAACAAUGAAAGGUGCCUGCAGAAGAAUAUGGUAGUAAAUCAAGCACAGAGUUGCCCCGAGCACAUCAUUUAUAUACAGGAGCCCUCUGAUGUUGUCAACUCUUUGGAUUUGCGUGUGGACAUCAGUCUGGAAAACCCUGGCACUAGCCCUGCCCUUGAAGCCUAUUCUGAGACUACCAAGGUCUUCAGUAUUCCUUUCCACAAAGACUGUGGUGAGGAUGGACUUUGCAUUGCUGAUCUAGUUCUAGAUGUCCGACAAAUACCAGCUGCUCAAGAACAACCCUUUACUGUCAGCAACCAAAACAAAAGGUUAACAUUUUCAGUAACACUGAAAAACAAAAGGGAAAGUGCAUACAACACUGGAAUUGUUGUUGAUUUUUCAGAAAACUUGUUUUUUGCAUCAUUCUCCCUGCCGGUUGAUGGGACAGAAGUAACAUGCCAGGUGGCUGCAUCUCAGAAGUCUGUUGCCUGUGAUGUAGGCUACCCUGCUUUAAAGAGAGAACAACAGGUGACCUUUACUAUUAACUUUGACUUCAAUCUUCAAAACCUUCAGAAUCAGGCAUCUCUCAGUUUCCAAGCCUUAAGUGAAAGCCAAGAAGAAAACGAGGCUGAUAAUUUGGUCAACCUCAAAAUUCCUCUCCUGUAUGAUGCUGAAAUUCACUUAACAAGAUCUACCAACAUAAAUUUUUAUGAAAUCUCUUCGGAUGGGAAUGUUCCUUCAAUCGUGCACAGUUUUGAAGAUAUUGGUCCAAAAUUCAUCUUCUCCCUGAAGGUAACAACAGGAAGUGUUCCAGUAAGCAUGGCAACUGUAAUCAUCCACAUCCCUCAAUAUACCAAAGAAAAGAACCCACUGAUGUACCUAACUGGAGUGCAAACAGACAAGGCUGGUGACAUCAGUUGUAAUGCAGAUAUCAAUCCACUGAAAAUAGGACAAACAUCUUCUGUAUCUUUCAAAAGUGAAAAUUUCAGGCACACCAAAGAAUUGAACUGCAGAACUGCUUCCUGUAGUAAUGUUACUUGCUGGUUGAAAGACCUUCACAUGAAAGGAGAAUACUUUGUUAAUGUGACUACAAGAAUUUGGAACGGGACUUUUGCAUCAUCCACGUUCCAGACAGUACAGCUAACGGCAGCUGCAGAAAUCAACACCUAUAACCCUGAGAUAUACGUGAUCGAAGAUAACACUGUUACGAUUCCCCUGAUGAUAAUGAAACCUGAUGAGAAAGCCGAAGUACCAAUAGGAGUUAUAAUAGGAAGUAUAAUUGCUGGAAUCCUUUUGCUGUUAGCUCUGGUUGCAAUUUUAUGGAAGCUCGGCUUCUUCAAAAGAAAAUAUGAAAAGAUGACCAAAAAUCCAGAUGAGACUGACGAGACCACAGAACUCAAUAGCUGAACCAGCAGACCUACCUGCAAUGGGAACUGGCAGCAUCCCAGCCAGAGUUUGCUGUUUGCGUAAAUGGAUUUCUUUUUAAAUCCCAUUUUUUUUUUUUUUUUAUCAUGCCAUAGGUAAACUAACCUGGUAUUUUAAGAGAAAACUGCAGGUCAGUUUGGCAUGCAGAUAUUGUGGGGGGUUGGGGAGGUGCGGGGAGCGGGUAGGGAUAUAAUGGGUAAAAGACUUAUUUUAUAUGAUGGGGAGAAAAAGUAAUCUUUAAACUGGCUGGCCCAGAGUUUACAUUCUAAUGUGCAUUUUGUCAGAAACAUGAAAUGCUUCCAAGCAUGAUAACUUUUAAAGAAAAAUAUGAUACUCUCAGAUUUUAAGGGGAAAAACUGUUUUCUUUAAAAUACUUGUCUUUAAACAGCAACAACAAAAGCGGAAGUGCCUGAUAUGUAAGUACUUCCACUUGUGUAUAUUUUAAUAACUAUUGAUGUUAACAAAAACACAGGUUGCUUUUCAAUUUAUGCUGCUCAUCCAAAGUUGCCACAGAUGAUACUUCUAAGUGAUAAUUUUAUUUAUAAACUAGGUAAAAUUUGUUGUUGGUUCCUUUUAGAGCACGGCUGCCCCUUCCACACCCCAUCUUGCUCUAAUGAUCAAAACAUGCUUGAAUAACUGAGCUUAGAGUAUACCUCCUAUAUGUCCAUUUAAGUUAGGAGAGGGGGCGAUAUAGAGACCAAGGCACAAAAUUUUGUUUAAAACCCAGAAUAUAACAUUUAUGUAAAAUCCCAUCUGCUAGAGGCCCAUCCUGUGUCAGAGGAAGGAAAUGGAGGACAUUUCCUUUCUCUUUUAGGAGGCACAACAGUUAUCUUUUAGGACUUGUUUGGGUGACUGGCAGUAACCUAGUGAAUUUCUGAAAGAUGAGUAUUUCUUUGGCAACCUUCCUCCUCCCUUACUGAACCACUCUCCCACCUCCUGGUGGUCCCAUUAUUAUAGAAGGCCUCUACAGCCUGACUUUCUCUCCACUGGUCCAAAGUUAUCCCCUCCUUUACCCCUCAUCCAAAGUUCCCACUCCUUCAGGACAGCUGCUGUGCAUUAGGUAUUGGGAAAAGUCACCUGUUUAAUUUACACACUUGCAUGAAUUACUGUAUAUUACCUCCUUACCUUCAGGAAGCUAUUUUCAUUUAGUGCUAAACAAGUAAGAAAAAUAAGCUCGAGUGAAUUUCUAAAUGUUGGAACGCGAGGGGAUGUAAACAAUGUAAAGUAAAACAUCUCAGGAUUUCAUGAGAAGUUACAGAUGAGGCACUGGAAGCCACCAAAUUGGCAGGUGCACCCUCUGUGGCUGUCUUGUUUCUGAAGAACUUAAACUUCCACAAGAAAGAAUUUGACCUAGGCAAGUUUGUUCAAAAGGUAGAUCCUGAGAGGAUUUGGUCAGAUUGGGAUAAGGCCCAGCAAUAUGCAUUUUAACAGGCGCCCCAGUCACUAGGUUGCAGACGGACCACACUUUGAGAAACACCACCCAUUUCUACUUUUCGCACCUAAUUUUCUCUGUUCCUGAGCCCCCACAUUCUCUAGGAGAAACUUAGAGGAAAAGGGCACAGACACUACAUAUCUAAAGCUUUGGACAAGUCCUUGACCUCCAUAAACUUCAGAGUCCUCAUUAUAAAAUGGGAAGACUGAGCUGGAGUUCAGCAGUGAUGCUUUUAGUUUUAAAAGUCUAUGGUCUGGAUUUCUAUAAUACAAAUAGACAAUCUUCCAAGAAUUUGACUUGGAAAAAAACGUCAGAGGAAAACAGGUUAUCUGCCCAUGCGCAUAUGGACGACCUUGACUGCCCUGGCCCAGCCCCUAUGUUGGCAGUCCAGGGCUAUCUGUACUGUUUACAGAAUUACUUUGUAAUUGACAACACAAAACAAACAAGAAAAAAAGGCAUAAAAUGUCAGGGUUUUAUAGAAAAAAUGGCAUGGUAUUCUCUAGUUAGGUAUGCCAGAGUCCAAUUCUUUUAACAGCUGUGAGAAUUCGCUGUUUUGUUCCAACGAAAAUUUUAUUUAAAAAAAAAAAAAAAAAAAA
Molecule: messenger RNA, 6120 nt
Organism: Chlorocebus sabaeus (green monkey)
Lineage: Eukaryota; Metazoa; Chordata; Mammalia; Primates; Cercopithecidae
Gene: ITGA2
Product: integrin subunit alpha 2
Biological process (GO): cell adhesion mediated by integrin; cell-matrix adhesion; cell-cell adhesion
Cellular component (GO): external side of plasma membrane; integrin complex
Molecular function (GO): integrin binding
Source: RefSeq, a predicted model, not a curated record